Molecule: messenger RNA, 600 nt
Organism: Cercopithifilaria johnstoni
Lineage: Eukaryota; Metazoa; Nematoda; Chromadorea; Rhabditida; Onchocercidae
Source: the annotation of a GenBank genome assembly
AUGCCAUUUAUAUUGUUCAUUUUAUUUUCCAAUUUAUUAUUGGUCGCAUUUGGACAAUUCAGUAAUCGUAAUAAACCUGACGAUUAUGAGAAAAAAUGGAUGAAAAAAUCGAAUAAAAAUAUAUUACCGACCGAAGUACUUCAUCGAUCAAAAGAGCUCGAAUAUAUUAAAUAUAUAAUGGAGCAGAAUGCGAAAAGUGAAGAAUACAACAUGUUACGCCGAGUGAUACCUGUUAUAAUGCUGAGAAAUUGGACUGAGCCAUUAGUUUUGAUUAACACUGAUCCUGACGAGCAGGCCGUUUAUUUCCCAAUGACAGAAUGGGAAAAGAGCGAAAAUGGCAAUCGGGAAAGUGAAUCAAUGUUCGAAAAGAGCGUUGUAUCACCGGCUAACGAAUUGAUGAAUCAAUUAUUGGAACAUGCUGCUGCAACAAAAAAUGAUUUGCUAAAUGAUGAUGGAUUGAAAAAGGGCCUGGAAUUGAAUACUGGACUAGAACAACCGAAUAUAAACGGAACAUUGGAAGAGCAGAAUAUAACGGAAGUUUAUGAAGAACCAUUUAUUCAGAUUCAUGUGAAACCGCUCUGCAAAGGAUCUAACUGUUAA